Molecule: messenger RNA, 2178 nt
Organism: Neomonachus schauinslandi (Hawaiian monk seal)
Lineage: Eukaryota; Metazoa; Chordata; Mammalia; Carnivora; Phocidae
Gene: HAUS3
Product: HAUS augmin like complex subunit 3
Exons: 4
Coding region: 291-2102 (603 amino acids)
Biological process (GO): spindle assembly; centrosome cycle
Cellular component (GO): HAUS complex; mitotic spindle; centrosome
Source: RefSeq, a predicted model, not a curated record
AAUACCCUAAUUUGUUUAUCUUCAUCAGACAUUUCAGCUAUAACUACCUCUGGGUUAGAUGGUUCCCAGAUAUUCUGUGAUAUUUAUCAGUAUCGUCCUUUUACAAAUACAGUUACUUUAUUUAUGGUCUAAUACCUGUUUUUCCUCCCCCAGGAGAAGUCAGAUUCUAAAAAUAUUUUUUCCCUUCUCUAUGGACUUGGCAUAAAAUUAGUUUUGUUUGUGUUUUGGGUUUAUUUUCUAAAUAGCAACAUAAACCCAUAUCUGUUACAAAGAAAUUGGGCACUUAAACCAUGAGUUGUGGAAAAGAGUUUGUGGAAACAUUAAAAAAAAUCAAUUAUCCCAAAGCUGAUACUCUUAAUGGGGAAGAUUUUGACUGGUUGUUUGAGACUGUUGAAGAUGAAUCAUUUCUGAAGUGGUUUUGUGGGAAUGUGAAUGAACAGAAUGUAUUGUCUGAAGAAGAAUUGGAAGCUUUUAGCAUUCUUCAAACAUCAGGCAAGCCUAUCCUAGAAGGAGCAGCAUUGGAUGAAGUUCUUAAAACCUGUAAAACUUCUGAUUUGAAGACAUGUAUCUUGGAUGACAAAGAGCUAGAGAAAUUAGAGAUUGAGGUUCAAACUCUGCAGAAGUUAAAGAACCUAAAAAUUCAGCGACGUAAUAAAUGCCAGUUGAUGGCUUCGGUAACAAGCCACAAAUCUCUGAGGUUAAAUGCUAAAGAAGAAGCGGCCACUAAAAGGCUGAAGCAGAGUCAAGGAAUUCUAAAUGCUAUGAAUACUAAGAUAAAUAAUGAACUUCAGGCUCUUACUGAUGGAGUUGCAAAAUUGAUGAUGUUUUUCAAACAUUCUAAUUUGGAUCAAGGGACAAAUCCACUGGUGUUUUUAUCUCAGUUUUCCUUGGAAAAAUAUCUAAGCCAGGAAGAGCAGAGCACAGCAGCAUUAACUUUAUAUACCAAAAAACAGUUCUUUCCGGGUAUACAUGAAGUAGUUGAAAGUUCAAAUGAAGAAAAUUUUCAACUUUUAGAUAUACAAGCACCAUCUAUUUGUGAUAGUCAGGAAGUCCUCGAGGAGAGAUGGCUAGAGAUGGCUAGGCUGCAGCUAGCUUACGUUUGUGCUCAACAUGAGUUAAUUCACUUGAAAGCAAGUAAUUUGAGCAUGAAGUCGAGUAUACAGUGGGCAGAGGAGAAUCUUCAUAGCCUCACUAGCAAGGCUCUUGGCAAAGAUAAUUUGGAUGCUAAAAUUUCUAACUUGAAUAGUGAGAUUCUGAAACUUGAAGAACAAAUCUCUCAUAUGAAAGAUAAAAGUUUGCCUGCUGUGGUAAGAGAGAAUGCCCAGUUAUUGAAUAUGCCAGUUGUAAAGGGAGAUUUUGAUCUACAGAUUGCUAAACAAGACUAUUAUACAGCAAGACAAGAGUUAGUUUUAAAUCAGUUGAUAAAGCAAAAGGCAUCUUUUGAACUUCUACAAUUAUCAUAUGAAAUUGAAUUGAGAAAGCAUUGGGACAUAUAUCGUCAACUUGAAAAUUUGGUUCAAGAGCUUAGUCAAAGUAAUAGGAUGCUCCACCAGCGAUUAGAAAUGCUAACAGACCCAUCAGUAUCUCAGCAGAUAAAUCCAAGGAAUACCAUUGAUACCAAGGACUUUUCUACUCAUAGGCUUUAUCAACUUUUAGAAGGAGAGAAUAAGAAAAAAGAAUUAUUUAUAACCCAUGGAAACCUGGAGGAAGUGGCUGAGAAAUUAAAAAAGGAUGUUUCUUUAGUACAAGAUCAGUUGGCAGUAUCUACUCAAGAACAUUCUUUCUUUCUGUCGAAACUGAAUAAUGAUGUGGACAUGCUUUGUGAUACUUUGUAUCAAGGAGGAAAUCAGCUUUUGCUUAGUGAUCAGGAGUUAACAGAGCAGUUUCAUCAAGUUGAAUCCCAACUGAAUAAGCUAAAUCAUCUUCUUACUGAUAUUCUUGCUGAUGUGAAGACAAAAAGAAAAAUUUUGGCAUCUAAUAAACUGCAUCAAAUGGAAAGAGAAUUAUAUGUAUAUUUUUUAAAAGAUGAAGAUUAUCUGAAAGAUAUUGUGGAGAAUUUAGAAAACCAAUCAAAGAUUAAGGCUGUUGGUCUUGAAGAUUGAAAAUUACUAAAAACUGAGUCUUUACUACAUAUGCUGUUUUAAUAUUUUAUAUAUUAGGAAAAUAUAGCUAAUAAAC